Molecule: messenger RNA, 976 nt
Organism: Dioscorea cayenensis subsp. rotundata (Guinea yam)
Lineage: Eukaryota; Viridiplantae; Streptophyta; Magnoliopsida; Dioscoreales; Dioscoreaceae
Product: rhodanese-like domain-containing protein 14, chloroplastic
Exons: 6
Coding region: 56-733 (225 amino acids)
Cellular component (GO): chloroplast
Source: RefSeq, a predicted model, not a curated record
UCUUUUGCCGGACUUCUUUUUGCAGAAUUGUUAACAAUCAAAGUAGAAAAAAAAAAUGCUUGCUUCAGCACCAAUUGCAAGGCUUACUGUUCCCACAUCAUUUGGGAUUGUCUCCUCUUCUUCAGACCUCAAUUUUGUUCAUCUGUCCUCCCCAGUUAUCUCCAGACUUCGUUCCUCACGUUCUGCCUCACUCCGAAUCAGAAGCGCUGCAACCAAACCUGCAAAGUCACCUGCUGAAGAAGAUUGGAAGAUCAAGCGUGAAGUCCUGCUAGAAAAAAGGGUUCGAAGUGUUGAGGUGAAGGAAGCUUUACGCCUUCAAAAGGAAAACAACUUUGUUAUUUUGGAUGUUCGUCCUGAGGCUGAAUAUAAGGAGUCUCACCCACCAGGUGCGAUCAAUGUACAAGUCUAUAGGCUUAUAAAGGAAUGGACUGCAUGGGAUAUUGCUAGGCGAGCGGCAUUUGCAUUUUUUGGAAUAUUUUCCGGCACAGAAGAGAACCCCGAGUUCUUACAAAGUGUUGAGUCAAAAUUAGAUAAAGAUGCUAAAAUAAUUGUUGCGUGCACUUCUGGGGGUACAAUGAGGCCAUCACAAAAUCUACCAGAAGGCCAACAAUCCAGGUCUUUGAUAGCAGCAUACUUACUGGUAUUGAAUGGGUACAAGAAUGUUUUUCACUUGGAUGGAGGAUUAUAUACUUGGUUCAAAGAAGGGCUGCCUACCGUCUCUGAAGAUGAAUGAGAAUUUAGAUUAACAGGGUUUCUUCAAUUCAGGUAGUUUUUAUUUCCUUGGCACUGAUAGACCAGACCAUGUUCAUCUUUGCUGCUUUAGAAAUCUUUGUGCAGUUAUAAACAUUUGUCUAAUGAGAGAUUGGCACUAAAUCCUUUCUUAGUAAGAACUAGUAAUGUAUCAUCUGUUCAACUUGAAUAGUUUGUAGUUAAUGUAUUUGUUGAAUAAAACCAUAUAUGAACUAGUUCAUGUCAA